CCGGGCUCCAUAACUAGCAGACGACUGAGUCUAGCAGACGGCGCGUAGCUAGCGUCGUUCGCGGGCGGCCGAGAUUGCGUUUUAAAAUCGAACAUUGUCGGACAUUGAAAGGCACGGUUCCCGGAGGCCGACAGAGCUCUAGUGUAUCUUAAUUACUGUGAAAAUCAAUCGAAAUGGAUCCCGAAGCAUUCCUGGACAUGGCCAAUCAGGUCAUUAAAUUGAAAAUGUACCCGUACUUCGACAUCGCACACAGCGUACUCUGUGCGCUACACGUCAGAGAGGAUUUAGGACCCGGUGCCCAAGCAUUCUCCAGAAAACAUCCCCUAUCAUGCUGGCUUUCAACAAUGUUGGUGACAUUCGCAAGUGGUAUGCUAUGCAAUGGACUCCUGGGGGAACCGAUUCUUGCACCUUUGAAAAAUACACCACAAGUUCUAGUUGCAACCAUUGUUUGGUAUGUGAUAUUUUAUACGCCAUUUGAUAUUGGAUACAAAGUAGCCAAAUUUCUACCAGUAAAGCUUGUAUGUGCAAUUUUAAAAGAAACAUAUAGGUGUAAGAAAGUAUACGAUGGAGUAACCCAUGCAGGAAAACUUUAUCCAAAUGCAUAUCUCAUUAUGAUUAUAAUUGGAACACUUAAAGGCAAUGCUGCAGGAUUUACGAAAUUAUUUGAGCGUCUCAUACGAGGUGUAUGGACUCCAACUGCCAUGGAACUAAUGCAACCUAGCUUCCCUACGAAAGCUUCAAUGGUUGCAUCGAUCAUCUUUGUCCUAGAUAAAAAGACUGAUCUCAUUUCUGCACCUCAUGCAUUGGUUUACUUUGGCAUCGUUAUCUUCUUUGUGUACUUCAAGUUAUCGUCCAUUUUACUCGGUAUCCACGAUCCGUUUGUACCUUUCGAAAAUUUGUUCUGCGCGCUGUUCCUUGGAGGAAUUUGGGAUUCGUUAGCCAAAUUUCUGGGCCGAGGCCAAGCCAAAGACGAGAAAGCAGAUGCCAAGAAAAAGGACUAAACGUUUGUACAUUUUGUGCAUAAACUCUCCAAAGAAAUUCAUUUUAACACUAGCAAUAAUUUGCUGACGAAUCAAUGAAUGGAAACAAUUUCAAAACCUAAAAGUACGACACUCGCAUGUUGAAGCGUGACCACCGACAAAUCAUUAAAUAUCAGAAGUACAAUAAUUUAUUAUUAUAUAUAUUUUAUUAAGGACGAGCGAUGCAUACAGCGGAGAGUGUGACUUCGAUUACUGGGAAGAUCAGCAGUAUUAUGUCUGUUAAACAAACAACUUGACGUUAAAAUAACUGCAAUUUAACCGUACGCUGUAAUGAAUCCGACGAUUUUAUAAAAAAAGAACGAAACGUAAUUUUAAUAUUAAUUAUAUUGAUUAGUCGAAAAAUGAUUGUUCUUAGAAACAAUAAGAUAUACGUGCAAUCCGAUGCGCGAGCAUUAGAAAUAUGUCCCUAGUUACUGAUUUUUUGAUAAUAUAUAUAUUACAUAUACCUCGUAUAAAGUUAUAGCGAUCGAAUUUAAAAAUGUUAUUGAUACGGCGAUUUUGUAGUGCAAUACACAACUUUCCUUACAAUCUAAAUGCAUAUUAGGAAUUAUUAAGGCAAAUUUGAAGUAUCCUAACUUUGCCAUACAUCUUGUAGCGACGAAACCCCGAAUCGUCGUGCUAUCGUGCGGUAACUGUUUCGAAGGUACGAGUAAACAUACUCAGGAUGAUAAUGAAGUUAUAUAGUUUCGAUGCAUAUUUCAGUGAUAAGAUUUCGAUUAUAAAAUACUUGACAGAAAAUUUAAAAAUAUGUAAAAAAUACUCAAGGGGACUUACACCUCUUUUAUACUAUUUUAUUAUAAUAUCAAAGGUUGGGUACUUGCCACACGUGCAGGUAUCAAAGUGUUUGCCUUCGACUCAAUGAUGUGAACAUAAUUUACUAUGAAAAUUAAAUCCUUUAAUUCUCAUAUGAUGUUCCAUUUGUUAGAAUGUUGUACAUUUUCAUGUAAUAAAAUGAAGUUUGCUCUUCCA
Megalopta genalis is the source of this 2009-nucleotide messenger RNA. The record is from RefSeq and is a predicted model, not a curated record. NCBI's taxonomy places the organism in Eukaryota, Metazoa, Arthropoda, Insecta, Hymenoptera, Halictidae.